AUGUUCGAUGAAAAUAGAGCGGUAAUGGCUCAAAGAAAUAGAAAUGACAUUGUUAAACUACAUUUAGACUUGCGAAAAGACGAAUCGUGGUAUAAGGAUUGUGGUAUUGAUUGGCCUGAUAAGACUAAUGCAAGACAAGAAUUAAUAAAGCAAUAUUUCAAGGACUGUCACGAUGAAUGA
Molecule: messenger RNA, 180 nt
Organism: Debaryomyces tyrocola
Lineage: Eukaryota; Fungi; Ascomycota; Pichiomycetes; Serinales; Debaryomycetaceae
Source: the annotation of a GenBank genome assembly